UCCGCAUCUCCAUGAUCUAUUAAUCUCUCCAUUUUAACACCAACACCAACAUCAACAAUUCACCCACCACCUCCCCCUCACUUGCACAACGCCAUGAUCCCUUACCCCAAUUAAUCCCCCCUCCCUUAUCAACAACCAUCUCCACUCCAUUUCACCAAACCCUUCCAAAAUGCUCCACUUCCGCACAGAAGGCUUCAACGGCUGCGCAGUCAAGUACUCACCCUUCUUCGACAACCGCCUCGCCGUCGCCUCAUCCGCCAAUUUUGGCCUCGUCGGCAAUGGCCGACUCUACAUUCUCGAGCUGACUCCGAACGGAAUCGUUCCCUACAAAUGGUUCACAACCCAAGACUCCCUCUACGACCUAGCAUGGUCCGAAAUCCACGAAAACCAAGUCCUCACAGCCUCGGGCGACGGAAGCAUCAAGCUCUUCGACACCGGAGUCGCCGACUUCCCAAUCCAAAACUGGAAAGAGCACAACCGCGAAGUCUUCAGCGUGCACUGGAACCUCGUCGCAAAGGACCGUUUCUGCAGUAGUAGUUGGGACGGGACAGUGCGCGUGUGGACACCAAGCCGCCCGCAUUCCCUCCUUACUUUGCCGACGCAUAGCUGCACGUACAGCGCGGCGUUUUCUCCGCAUUCGCCUGAUGUAUUGUCGUGUGUGUCGUCUGAUUCGUAUCUACGGGUGUUUGAUCUACGGACGCCGGCGUCGGCGUCGAACCAUUUGACUUUGCAGGUGCCGAUUCAUGGUGGUGGUGGUGGUGCCGCUGGGGGAGGAAUAGUGCCGGGUGGGGGUCCGAUGGCGGCGACGGCGCCGGCGGAGGCGUUGACCAUGGAUUGGAAUAAGUAUCGCCCGUCGACGAUAGCUACGGCGGGGGUGGAUCGGACGAUUCGUACGUUUGAUAUUCGGGCGCCUGGGCAGGGCCCGCAGACGGUGAUGCUGGGACAUGAGUAUGCGGUGCGGAAGGUGGCCUGGUCGCCGCAUUUGUCGGAUGUGUUGCUGAGUGCCAGUUAUGAUAUGACUUGUCGGGCUUGGAGUGAUCAGACGCCGCCGGGGGCGGUGGGCGAUGUCGAUGUGAUGCGGGCUGGACCGGGGCCGAAUAUGGGCGUUGAGUUGGGGAGGAUGGGUCGGCAUACGGAGUUUGUGACGGGGGUGGAUUGGUGUAUGUUUGGGAGUGAGGGAUGGUGUGCGAGUGUGGGAUGGGAUGAGAGUUUGUAUGUGUGGGAUGUGAGAGCAGUGAUGGGUUAACCCGAUUCCUCCCACCAUCCAUCCAUUGAUUCUGCGUGUCGUGUGUUCUGUG
Messenger RNA from Aspergillus costaricaensis CBS 115574, 1298 nucleotides. It is a transcript of the gene pex7, whose product is annotated as putative peroxisome biosynthesis protein (Peroxine-7). The record is from RefSeq and is a predicted model, not a curated record. Bases 170 to 1246 code for a protein of 358 amino acids. Gene Ontology annotation, biological process: protein import into peroxisome matrix. Lineage: Eukaryota; Fungi; Ascomycota; Eurotiomycetes; Eurotiales; Aspergillaceae. Gene Ontology annotation, molecular function: protein binding. The transcript has 2 exons. Gene Ontology annotation, cellular component: cytosol; peroxisomal matrix.